GAUUUCUAUCAGUUGCCCGUUGCAAGUGGCUUAGUGGAGUGCAGGUCUUUUCUUUGGAUAGUUUUGUGAAAAUUGCGCAGUGAAUAAGAUGGUCGAAACAGCUGCCAAGAACGCCCCUUCGGCUGGACAGAUGGCUCGUGGGGCAAUUGUCACGGUUGGGGCGGCCAAGACCGCCGCUGUUUGGGCCGGAUCGACGGCAGCAAAAAGCGCGUUCCGUGCCACGUGCAUCAGGACAACGCUUAAGGUUGCCGCUCCCGUGGGAGUCAAGAGGUCCUUGGCCGUGUACGCGGGAACGCGCGCGAGUAACUACGUAACCGGGGGCAUAAUUCCCGGGGCCCUGGCGGCGCUGGCCAUUUACGAUGGGUGGUGCAUCGCCCGUUGGGCCUACAAUUGGUAUUCUAAGCCAAAAUGAUGUGCUUAAUUUUGGCUACAAACGUUGAAUAAAGUUCUUCCAUCAAUAAAA
Messenger RNA from Culex pipiens pallens (northern house mosquito), 463 nucleotides. RefSeq lists its product as uncharacterized. The transcript has 3 exons. NCBI's taxonomy places the organism in Eukaryota, Metazoa, Arthropoda, Insecta, Diptera, Culicidae. The record is from RefSeq and is a predicted model, not a curated record. The coding region runs from base 89 to 412 and encodes 107 amino acids.